Aplysia californica (California sea hare) is the source of this 2742-nucleotide messenger RNA. Its product is annotated as fucose-1-phosphate guanylyltransferase. The coding region runs from base 370 to 2196 and encodes 608 amino acids. The transcript has 2 exons. Gene Ontology annotation, molecular function: transferase activity, transferring phosphorus-containing groups. The record is from RefSeq and is a predicted model, not a curated record. Lineage: Eukaryota; Metazoa; Mollusca; Gastropoda; Aplysiida; Aplysiidae.
GCAUAAUAAUUUGAAUUGAGGCCUGUUGUUUGGACAUGUUCUUAUCUGAACACGUGCUUAUCAUAAAAGUUCCUGGGGGGACAACUGUUAAGAUCUAUAAAUACCUUAUCAGUGAAGGAAAUUCAAAGCAUGGGUGGAGUGUUUAGUUUACUAAAAAGCCACAAUAUUUACUGCAGGUGUUGUGGUAUCCAAGGUGCUGUAGAGUAAUAGAAAUGUUGGUUAGAGAGCUAGAACAGAUCAUCAAAUUUAUGUGAAAGUUUUUGAUGACUGGUCAUGAAAUAUAUGGCAGGGUUUUUUUUUACCAUCUAAAGAAUACACUGUACAGAUUAUUUAGUUUAGAAGUUUUGAUGACUUGCUUCAACGAACAACAUGUUUUUUCCUUUACCAGGCAGACCCAAGGACAGCUCUGGAAAACCUUUCUGGGAUAUCCUCGUCAUAACAACCUCAGAUGCUUCACAAAAAGAAGCUUUUCAAAUCCAGAUUGAUGAGAAAAUUAAGAGACAGGAGCUGCCUCUUGAUUUGCCCAUUCACAUCAUCUCUGAUCCCCCAGGAAUUCGGAUAGGUAAUGGAGGUUCCACUUUAGUUGCUCUGGAGAAACUGGAGAGCGAAUAUGGCUCUGAAUUGUUUCAGAAAAAGAUUCUUCUUAUUCAUGCUGGAGGAUGGAGUCAAAGAAUGCCUAGUUCUACUAUCUUAGGAAAAGCAUUUUCAUUGCUACCUCAUGGAAACCCACCAUAUCAGAUGCUAGAUCUGAAAUUAGCACUCUACUGGCCUUUCGUAGAAAAAGUGCAGCCUGGUGUGUUCAUUGCUUGUGCUGAUGAUUUUGUUGUGUAUAGUUUGGGCAGUGAUGUGGACUGGGAAUGUCCUGCUAAUGGAUUCAUAGCCCUUGCCCACCCGUCCCCCAUCAGUAUUGGAAGAACACAUGGAGUUUAUGUUUUGUCUGAUGUAGAUAAGAUAGAUACUGAGAAGAAAGUUGUCGUGAGCAAUUGUCUUGAGGUGCUGCAAAAACCGAGUGACGAGAGAAUGAAAACAAGAGGUGCUGUGCUGAAGGGAGAUAGUCAUACAUUUGCCGAUGGUAUCUGUGUUCAAGGAGAAACUGUCUAUACAGACAGUUGCUUUUAUUUUGGAAUGGAUGUUGUCAAAAAGCUGCUCAACUUUAAAAAAUCUGCAGGUGAUUUGAGCUGUGAAAUUGAUGCCUAUGGGGACUUUUUGCAAGCCGUAGGGAAAAAUGCAACCAGCAGCUACAUUCACAAUGUUGGAAAUGUAAGUCAAAAGACAUCAAACUUGCUGGAGAUGAGGCAAGGAGUGUUCGACUGUCUCAAUGGCUCAGAUAUUCAUGUCUUGGUACUGAAUGCAUCGGCUUUCAUACACAUUGGUACUACGAAGGAAUUGUUGUACCAUUUCUGCCAAGAUGCGGAUUUCCAAGCUCAGCUGGCCUUUGAGAAAGAUGUCUUCAAUGUUUGGCUGCGUGAAGAGAACAGUGACAAUAAUAUCAAAAGAUCUGACAGAAAUCCUGAAAAGAUCUCUGCUGAUGCAUGUGUCAUGCACUCCGCCUUUUAUUACGAGACAAGAAUUGAUGGUCAAUGUGUUAUUGAUUUUUGUGAUUUUGAUGUGCCAGUUCACAUCUCAUCCAAAUGUAUUCUAAGCAAUUGUCAGCUCAGUUUGUUAAAUGAAAAGAACAGAGAUGCUGAGAUCAGUAUUCCACCUUCUAUGUUUUUCAACACUGUCCCUAUAGUUGGAGCCCGCUUUGUAACUGUAUACUUCAGUAUAGGGGAUAACUUGAAGAAAUCUGUUUGUUAUGAAGAUAUUGAGUCAUUACCUUUCAUGGACUCUGAUGUAGGGCAUUUUUUGGAAGAUCAGGGAUACACCAUCAAGGAAAUCUUACCUUCUGAUGAGAAAAACAACUCUAAUAGUGUCAGUGGAGCGUGUACAUCUCCGGACACAAAGCAUGUUGAUGGAAUGCACAAAGAUAACAAGAAGACAUAUAGUCUAUGGAAUCUGAGGUUAUACCCAGCUGCACCUUCGAUGACCAGUUCUCUAGAGGAGGCUUUACAGGGACUGAGUUCACAGCCACGAAGAAAAGUCAGCAAAGCUUCAAAAUCAAUGCAUUCAAUGGCUGAUCUUUUGAAAAUCAAAGAUGUGAAAGCCAUGUUAAAGUUUCGCAGUGAUCUGUUUGAAAAAAUCAGGGCUAAUGAAUAGAGAGAAUAAAGAGACUCCUCAACGGUCCUUGAUUUAGUAAUUUAUUGAACUGCAAAGAAGGUUGGUUUUGUUAUUAGGGUUUGAUAUCCCCUGCUUUAUAUUGUGUGCUCAAUGACUUUCUUUCUUGUGAUAUCUGUAAACCACUUCAGUAAAAUCAUAGUGAGUAGAGACUACUCAUGGCAUUUUGUUACAAAACCUUUCAAAUACAAAUUUAGAGAAGUUUGUAUUAAAAACCACUGCAAGCUAUUUUAUAAUGAUAACUCUCAAUGAUAACUCUCUCUGAUAUUUAUUUUUUUGGUGAAAGUUGUUUACAAUAUUCAGAUAAAUUUUUGCGACAUAUUCUUCAUAUUAUGUAUGUACUGCUUUCAUUUUAUUAUCCAUGGCAGCUCAUGCUCAAAGACUGCUGAGAAACUGCUUUAACUCUUUCCUGUUUACAUUCUUUGCCUGUAAUGACUGCCUGUAUUUGUUCAACUCUCAGUACACAUAAAACUUUCUAAACGCCAAGACAGACCAAUGACACUGGCUCUGAUACACUUUUUUUUCCUA